This is a messenger RNA of Notolabrus celidotus (New Zealand spotty), 1357 nucleotides long. It is a transcript of the gene foxb1a, whose product is annotated as forkhead box B1a. Gene Ontology annotation, biological process: regulation of transcription by RNA polymerase II; anatomical structure morphogenesis; cell differentiation. Gene Ontology annotation, molecular function: DNA-binding transcription factor activity, RNA polymerase II-specific; RNA polymerase II cis-regulatory region sequence-specific DNA binding. Lineage: Eukaryota; Metazoa; Chordata; Actinopteri; Labriformes; Labridae. The record is from RefSeq and is a predicted model, not a curated record. The coding region runs from base 378 to 1316 and encodes 312 amino acids. The transcript has a single exon.
UGGAGCGCCUCUACAGGGGUCUUUUCUGCUCAUGUCACUACAUAAAACUAUCAGAUGGUUAGAGGAAGGCCAUGGAGGCAGCCACUUAGCUCGUCUUACAGAGGACGCCAAAUGAAGUCUAUUCAGCUUCGCUAGCGGGACAAGCUGACUUACUCUGCGAGAGAGACUUACAGCAGCCGUCACUCCAUAAAUGCGCACCGCCCGCGAGCCAGCACAGCGCACACAGACGCACAACCUGACUCUUUUACGCACGACGCAACCCCAGCUUUUGCCUGCUUUUAAACUUUCCUCAGCGGUUGUUCUCAUGAAGAGCGGCAAGCCUUCGCUGAGGAAUUAAAGAGGGACUACUUUUUAUUGAUUUUCUGAAAAUAUCGAGGAUGCCUCGUCCGGGGAGAAACACGUACAGCGACCAGAAGCCUCCUUACUCCUACAUCUCCCUCACUGCCAUGGCGAUCCAGAGCUGCCCGGAGAAGAUGCUGCCCCUCAGUGAAAUUUACAAGUUCAUCAUGGAUAGAUUCCCCUACUACAGAGAAAACACUCAGCGGUGGCAGAACUCCCUGCGCCACAACCUCUCCUUCAACGACUGUUUCAUUAAAAUCCCGCGGCGCCCGGAUCAGCCAGGUAAGGGCAGCUUCUGGGCUUUGCACCCCAGCUGUGGGGACAUGUUUGAGAAUGGAAGUUUCCUGAGACGCCGCAAAAGGUUCAAAGUGUUGGGAGCGUCCGACCACUUGGCUCCCAGUAAGCAGUCGGAAGCUGCUCAUUACCUCCAGCAGCAAGCCAAGCUGAGGCUGAGCGCCCUGGCAGCCACCGGCACGCACCUGCCCCAGAUGUCAACCUACAACCUGGGAGUGACUCAGACGUCAACUUUCAAGCAUCCUUUCGCCAUCGAGAACAUCAUCGCCAGAGAGUACAAGGUCCCAGGAAGCCUGGCCUUCUCCACCAUGCAGUCCAUGUCUGCUGGUUACCCGCUGCAUAACCAGCUGACCACAGCAUGGCCCCACAUGUACAACACCAGCGUGAUUGACACGGCUGCCCCAAUCUCCAUGGCGGGCAGCGACUACAGCGCAUACGGUAUGCCCAUCAAAUCUCUGUGCCACGGGGGACAGUCUUUACCCGCUAUCCCGGUACCCAUCAAGCCCACUCCGACCUCCAUGGGUUUCUCGGCGUUACCUCCACACAUCCCCGCGUUUCUAUCAAACUCUCCGCAGUCUCUGAGCCCGACUUCCCCACAGACAGCGACCAGCCAAAGCAGCCCCGCGACCCCGAGUGAGACUCUGACGAGCCCGUCCACGCUGCAGUCUGUGGCUGUGCACUGACCACAUUGACUGUCCCAUUAUUAUUAAAAAAAAAAAAAAAA